Messenger RNA from Boleophthalmus pectinirostris (great blue-spotted mudskipper), 2342 nucleotides. It is a transcript of the gene guk1a, whose product is annotated as guanylate kinase 1a. Gene Ontology annotation, biological process: purine nucleotide metabolic process. Gene Ontology annotation, cellular component: cytosol. The coding region runs from base 123 to 779 and encodes 218 amino acids. The transcript is spliced from 7 exons. Gene Ontology annotation, molecular function: GMP kinase activity. NCBI's taxonomy places the organism in Eukaryota, Metazoa, Chordata, Actinopteri, Gobiiformes, Gobiidae. The record is from RefSeq and is a predicted model, not a curated record.
CUGGAGAGGCCUAGCUCUGUUUGCCAAACCUGAACACUGACAAUACUCUGGUUUAAGUUAUCCAUGUAGUUUUGCAAAACACAUUAGCCUGGGUCAAAUGUUAGGAUAGCCGUAAUGCUAAUAUGGAGCAGUGUCAUUUUGGACGAAUUGUGGAGCUGUCUGAAAACCACUUGACACCGAUGGCUGGACCCAGGCCUGUGGUGCUGAGUGGCCCGUCUGGAGCAGGGAAGAGCACUCUGCUAAAGAAGUUGAUGAAGGAGUAUGACAGCGUGUUUGGGUUCAGUGUGUCACAUACGACAAGGCAACCGAGGCCAGGAGAAGUGAACGGCAAAGACUACCACUACGUCACUCGGGAAGCGAUGCAGGCUGGGAUUGACAGGGGUGAAUUCAUCGAGAAUGCAGAGUUUUCCGGAAACAUGUACGGCACGAGUAAAGCCGCGGUGCAGGACGUCCAGAACAAGAACCUCAUCUGUAUUCUGGACAUUGAAAUGCAGGGGGUCCGCAACAUCAAACGCACUGACCUCAACCCCAUCUACAUCUCCAUCCAGCCCCCCUCCAUGAAAGUGCUGGAAAAGCGCUUAAGAGACAGAAAAACCGAGUCAGAGGAGAGUCUGCAGAAGCGUCUACAUGCAGCUCAAGUGGACAUGGAAUUAAGUAAAGAACCCGGCAUGUUUGAUGUUGUUAUAAUCAAUGAUCAUUUGGAUGAGGCCUAUGUAAAGUUAAAGGAGGCUCUUCUGGAGGAAAUCAACAAGGUGAAGAAGAUUCCAGAGUCGUCGUAGGAGAGGGCCCCGUACACUCCUCCUCUCUGCUCGAACAUUCCCCAUCCCUCCAGAGGAAACUUUUACAUGCUCUUUUAAAUAACUUCUCACCAAAAAUCUGAUAAAAAAUGUGUCCAGUGCUGCUUUUUAUGAAGAUAUGAAAAUGUUACUCCACAGAUGUUUACGUUUUAGCGCUCUUGUUUUAUUUAUACAAGAAUAAUUAGCACAAAAUGCCACAUGAAUUGUUUUGGGACUAGUAAAGCUGGUCUCAACGCUUUUCCACUCUGCUUUUACUUAAAGCACAUUAUGUAACUUUUCUGGAGGAGAGUGUGUCACCUAUUGUAGUCAUUGCUUGGAUUGUUCCACAGAAUAACAUUAAACAUAUCUAUCCCCAUAGAGACAAGCACUAGGUCAAAUAAUAAUGCAGGUUUUUCCGAUGUAUUUUUGAGCAAUAAAACACUUGCGAUUAAAUAAAUGCCAAAUAGACAAGUUUAAUGCUACACUGUGGAACAUUAAAGGCAAAGUAAUAACAUGAGAUUUACAGAUGGCUUACCCUCCACCAGAAAAGUUGCAUAGUGUACCUUUAAAUUCUUUCAAUAUGGUUUAACUUUUCAUAUAGUACAUCAUUACCAUUAGAAUUUCAGAUAUACAUUUUUUUGGCACUGGACUUUUUUUUUUUUUUUUUUUAAAGGCCCCGUAUUAUGUGAUUUUCUGUUGUAUUCAGACCUGGAGUUGUGUUUUGUUUCUUUCAUACAUGUUUAACACACAAACCCUGCAGAUUUAGGCUGAGUUCUUCUCUCAAACAGAAAACACUCUGUUCCACGUUCAUGACAUCACAAGGUGGAACAGUGCAUUUUGAGAUUUGGAGAUGUAGACAGACUAAUAAACCAGGAUUGAGUGAAACAAAACUCCAGGAAGAUUUUUAAUGAGGUAACAUUCUAACAUGGCUAAAACCUCACUCGAGUUAAUUUUUGCAUAAUAUAGGACCUUUAAAGAAUCCCACAAAAGUUUUAAGUUUACGAGAGUGGCAGCUCCUGAGGCAGGUUUUCCAGAUUUUCAUUCAGAGCUGUUGAACCGGAGAAGCACAUGCAGAAGCUCUACUGUCCCAGUGCUGGCUCAGGCCCUCUGUGUCCAUACAUGUAAAAUAGCAUUAGUGCUACUGCUGCUGUGUGGUGUGUCUGUGUGUAGGAUCUAAUCCAUUGUUGAGAUGUGGCUUAAGCGCAGGCUGCCAAUUAAAUUUGUACUUUUUGUUAACUUUUAUAUUGUCACUAUCAUUUACAUCUGUACAAAAUAACUGGAUUAUGUUUUUUACAGUUACAAUUCAACAGAAUAUCUUAUCUUUUACUUGAAAAUAUUUAUAACCGAUUUAAAUUGUGUGUCUGAACUUUUUUUUUAACUUAUUAAUUUUGAGACAUUUUCUGAAACACUCAUUCCUUUGCACAGAGCUGUGUGGUUCUGAUGGUGUUUAAUGUGGGAAAAGAUAUUCUGAAAGAACUGCAGGUCCGAGAUGCAUUUGUAAAGUGUAUUUGUCUCAUCUUGAUCAUAAACUAAGUCAUCAGUUCAAAUAAAUGUAACAUCCUGGUA